Messenger RNA from Triticum aestivum (bread wheat), 973 nucleotides. Its product is annotated as ethylene-responsive transcription factor 3. Gene Ontology annotation, biological process: regulation of DNA-templated transcription. The record is from RefSeq and is a predicted model, not a curated record. NCBI's taxonomy places the organism in Eukaryota, Viridiplantae, Streptophyta, Magnoliopsida, Poales, Poaceae. Gene Ontology annotation, molecular function: DNA-binding transcription factor activity; DNA binding. The transcript has a single exon. Bases 214 to 795 code for a protein of 193 amino acids.
CCUUCACACCAUCACAGCCUUCUUCCCGCCGCCUCUCAGCUCCAGCACCGCGGCUCGGCUCCCUCUACCCAGAGCCAAAGAAUCAAGGCUGUUUGAAGCUCGAGAUCACGCGCGUUUCAUUCAGCCCCUCUGGUGGUGGUAGCCAGGCCGAGACAGUCACCGGGCGGAAGGAGCGGAAGGACUGAAGCCUCAGCGGGCCGGCGAUCUACUACUAUGAGGAACGGCAGCACCGUGUGCGACGCGGCGGCGGCUGUGGGGCUGGGCGUGGCGCCGCGGUACAGGGGGGUGCGGAAGCGGCCGUGGGGCAGGUUCGCGGCGGAGAUCCGGGACCCGGCCAAGCGGGCGCGGGUCUGGCUCGGCACCUACGACUCCGCCGAGGCCGCCGCGCGGGCCUACGACGUCGCCGCGCGCACCCUCCGCGGCCCGCUCGCCACCACCAACUUUCCCCAGGACCCCGUCUCCUUCCCCACGCUCCCCACGCUCCCGCAUCCGUCUCGACCGGCUUCCCCCGGCCCAGCCUGCAGCGCCAGCUCCACCGUCGAGUCCUACAGCGGGCCCAGAGCCGCGAACGCGCCUCGGGCCGUCCCGCGCGUGUCAGCGCCGGCACCUUUGCUGGCGGAGCGCUCCGGCGGCGACGCAGGAUGCCAGAGCGACUGCGCCUCGUCGGCCUCCGUCGUGGACGACGGCGGCGACGAGGCCGCCUCGGCCGCCGUCCGGCCUCGCGCGCCCUUCGUGUUCGACCUCAACCUCCCGCCGCCGUCGGACGAGCUGUGCACCGAGCUACGGCUCUUCUAGGAUACACCGGACCCGGGUCGCCGGACGAGCUGCGCACCAAAGCUAGCGAUUUUUUAUUUUUCUUCUAUUCUUUUUCCUCCUGAUUAUUAGAUUAGACAGAUGAUGCUGUGUGCAAGAGCGAUUGUACCACCACCACUACUAUUCUUUACGCGAUAAGAAUUGCGGUUGAUUUGAUUGA